AGUGAACAACUGACCACUCUGCCAAACAGCGAGGUGGGACAGUCAGAUAAGCCCAAACGACCUUUCACCCAGAAGACGCUGCUCUCCGCUGGUCCCUGCCGCCUGGCUGUACCCGGCGCACGCCCUCCUCAGCGGACACGCCCCUUCCGCCACCUCAUUGGCUUCCUCGAGACACGUGCGAAAGGGUAGUGGCGGGGCGAGGCUGGCCGGCGGUGGCCCGGCCUCCAGAUAGACAAGAGAAGCCAAACGGUUUCAAACUUGUAGCCGCAUGGACAGCCUGGCGCUGGGCCGGUGGCGACGGCGGAAGCCAGAGGAAGUGCUGGUUUCCAGCGAUGCGGUGCUCCGGAAUGGUUUGUACAGAGUGGGUCUCUCUGAAGAAACGGGCAUGCAGGAUAGCAGAAGCCAGUGGACAGGAGAGAGGCAGCCCUCAGGUGAACACCACUGUUCUGGGGUCCUGGGGCACAGAGGACAUGGAGCCUCUGCCAAGAGGUGGCUCUCCUGCAGCGUGGCCACUGGGCAGCCAGGGAAGGCCCAGCUCAGUGAUUCCUCAAAACGGCGGAAGGAGCUCGAUUCAGCCUUGCCCAAGAUGUGUUGCUGGGGAAUCUGGGCAUUUUAACCAUACUGAGAAUCGUUAGAAGAUGGAAAUGUGCAAAGGGAAGAUUCCAGUUGUGAUCAUGACCCCUCAAUGUGACUAUAAAUGUAAAUCCCUUACGGAUGGGUUUGGGCAACCACCUGUUCAGAGGGCAGCACAGUGCCUUCUGCUAGGGAGUCGUCCUGUCACUCUGGGAAUCCCACUGGCCUCCACAGGAGAACCAGGAGAGUCCACAUCACUUCCAAAGAGCCCCCAGGUUAUUACGAUUUGCUACAGCCUCCCUUCAGGUGUGUCUUACCUGAGAGAAAAAUCAACUGCAUUGUUUGAAAGUUUAAAAAAUUCUGCAUCAAACUUCCUACAAGAUUUAGGAACCCUGUGGCUUGUGGAAUCCUGUCCUGAUGUUGCCGUGUUUUUAUACUUUCAUAUUGCUUUAUGGAUGUAUCCUGUACUGCUCAAGUAUUCUUUUUAAUUAAAGACUUAUUUUUAUAUCAUACAA
Molecule: messenger RNA, 1088 nt
Organism: Cavia porcellus (domestic guinea pig)
Lineage: Eukaryota; Metazoa; Chordata; Mammalia; Rodentia; Caviidae
Gene: CUNH10orf143
Product: chromosome unknown C10orf143 homolog
Exons: 5
Coding region: 333-635 (100 amino acids)
Source: RefSeq, a predicted model, not a curated record